UUACACAACAAUUCUUCACAAUUUCAUCUUCCAUUUUCAUCUUCUUCAUCAGUUAUCAUUGUUCCCGAGGAGUUUCUAAAUCUCAGAUUCAGUUAUCUCCUCCAGGGAACCGUUAGGUUAUUAUUUUUCUCGCUUUCAGCUUCUUCAAUGGCGACCGAACCUUUCACCGACAAAACCGCCGUUUUCAGGAAGCUGAAAGCCAAAUCGGAGAAUAAGAUGUGUUUUGAUUGUAACGCGAAGAAUCCUACUUGGGCGUCGGUGACCUACGGGAUAUUUCUCUGUAUUGAUUGCUCUGCUACGCACCGUAGCCUCGGUGUUCAUAUUAGCUUCGUUAGGUCAACCAAUUUAGAUUCAUGGACACCAGAUCAGUUAAAGAUGAUGAGCUUUGGUGGCAAUAAUCGUGCCCAAGUUUUCUUUAAGCAACACGGGUGGACAGAUGGAGGGAAAAUCGAGGCCAAAUACACCUCUAGAGCUGCUGAGUUGUAUAAACAAUUACUUUCAAAAGAAGUUGCUAAAAGUUCUGCAGAAGAGGCUGUCUUGCCAUCAUCCCCUGUUUCUAACAAAACAGUUGAACCUUUUGAAGGACCUUCUGAUGGACCUUCUGAUUUUAAGGUCACUGAACCCCCAAAAGAGACCUCUUCAGCAAAACCUGAAUCCAACAUAUCCAAUGGCUCUGCUCCAGUUAAAACCUCUUCAUCAAUUCGUACAACUACUGUCAAAAAGCCUAUUGGUGGUGCAAAAAAGACCGGAAAACCUAGUGGGCUUGGUGCAAGAAAACUUAGCACCAAGACAAGUGAAAGUCUGUAUGAUCAGAAGCCUGAAGAACCGGUUGUACAAGUGUCCACGUCAGCAAGUGGCAUAUCCACAUCUGCUGCAACACCUCACACCUCACGCUUCGAGUAUGUUGAUAGUUCUCAAACUGUGGAGACAGGUCCAGGUGGCGUGAACACACUUAGUCAUGUUGCGCCACCCAAGUCAUCCAGUUUCUUUGCUGAAUAUGGGAUGGAUAGUGGUUUCUCCAAAAAAAGUACCGCGUCAAAGGUUCAGAUCCAGGAAACGGAUGAAGCAAGGAAGAAAUUUUCUAAUGCUAAAUCUAUUUCGUCAGCACAAUUUUUUGGAGACCAGGAGAAAGCUGAUCUUGAUGGUCAAGCAAGACUUGAUAAGUUUAAGGGGUCGGCAGCGAUCUCAAGUGCUGAUCUAUUUGGUCGUGACGAGGAUAAUUCUAACCUCGAUCUUAGUGCCAGUGACCUAAUCAACAGAAUCUCGUUCCAGGCGCAACAGGAUAUGUCAUCCCUAAAGAACAUAGCAGGAGAAACAGGAAAGAAGCUGAGCUCCAUAGCGUCGACUUUAAUGAAUGAUUUCCAAGAUAGAAUCCUUUGAAAGGUGUGUUAAAAUGAUGUUAUGUGUAAAGGGUUGCGGAAUUUGUUUUAAUAUUGUGAUGUGUGGUUAUCAUCGUUUUCUUGGUUUUUUUAAGAUGUAGAGAGAGCGAGCUACCAGUGUCAUCGGAUUCGGUCAGGACAUAUGUAUAAGACGGUUAAAACUUAAACAAACAGUCUAUGUAUUACAUUUUAAAGACCAUUUUCAUAUUCUUAAUGCCUUUUUCAUA
Helianthus annuus (common sunflower) is the source of this 1606-nucleotide messenger RNA. RefSeq names its product probable ADP-ribosylation factor GTPase-activating protein AGD9. Gene Ontology annotation, molecular function: GTPase activator activity. The coding region runs from base 148 to 1380 and encodes 410 amino acids. Gene Ontology annotation, biological process: COPI coating of Golgi vesicle. The transcript is spliced from 7 exons. The record is from RefSeq and is a predicted model, not a curated record. NCBI's taxonomy places the organism in Eukaryota, Viridiplantae, Streptophyta, Magnoliopsida, Asterales, Asteraceae.